GGGUAAUUUUGAAACGCUGCCGGGUUUAUAUCGCUUACUGACUUGAUCGGUUACGAUUAAUACAAUUCCUAAGAAUAAAUCAGGUUUAAAAUAAAAUUAUCUAUAUUUCGAAUCUAAGGAAAUAUUAAUUAUAGCUUUUUUUGUGAAUGUCGAGGUAACUGCUAAGUUUGACGGAUUUAUUUGCUUUACGAGAUGAGCAGCAGGACAGCGCGAGCAGCGUCCACGGGACAGACGGGCAAAAACAACAACAACAACAACAACCAAAACACAAAGUCCGAUGGAGGCAGUCUACCUCGCAGGAGAUCUGCACGGCUGUCUGCCAAUGAUGAAAACAUACCUCCUAAAACUGAGGCUUCAAGUGUGCCUGUCAAGCGAUCGAUCACUGUAAGGAAAAUUGCACCAAGGAAAACCCAGGCUGCAUCAGAGCCUAAUAAGGAAAAUGUGGAAAAGAAAAGAGUUUCCGGUGAAUCUGCAAAAAGGUCCAAGAUCUCGAGUCCACCCCAAGCCGAGACCACCGCACCCAAACCCACGAUCCUGUCCCCCAUCCAGCCCUCUGCAUCUCCCUCACCUAAUCCCGGAAAACAACCAGAACAGGACCCUGUUUGGUCCAGCAAAGUACGACGCUCAUACAGCCGCCUGAGCAUGGGUGACCGAUCGUUCGAGAGCCCCAAGCCUCAGUCUGCCUCGUCCCCCACGCGCAGGGAAACUCUCUUCGGGUUCGAGAGGCUCCAGACGCCGGAGGUGAUCCGUAAAGCAGACCUGACCGGAGGCACUUCUUCCUCCCUGUGUGUCGGAUCCUUCAACCUCUCGGCAGCUGAUGACAGCGUUAAUAACACAACAGAACCCGAUCUCAACAUCCCUGGGGUCUGUCUGGUGAAGAAGAACGCACGGAGGAAGAAAGUUCAGCAGAUAAAGAUGUCAGAACUGGACGUUCUAGCCGCAAAGAUGAACGCCGAGUUCGAGGAGGCAGAGUGCUUCGAGCUGGUGGUGGAGUGACGCGACGCGCCUGAGCAUCCAUAGAGACAUUUGGACCUCUGGGGACGAGUGGCCUGAGGCACAGUCCUGCUUUAGCACGAAUUGCUUCUGUAAAGGAGGACAGAUCAAGCAAAAUUGUUCAUUAAAGAUCUGGAAAGAAAUGGAAUAAGCCAUUAAGUUCGAGAAUACUUUUGCUCUGUAAUUUGUUGUAGUGUUUUCUUUUUCCUUUACACUUUAUUAGAGCAGCUCAGACUGUAUGAUUAUUGAAACCAGGUUUUAUAUUAGUACUUAUUUCCUGCAUAUCUUCUCAUGUCAACAUAGAUUUAAGCAGUGCUUUAUGUUGUCUACUUUCAUUGUUUAUUUUAUUUGUGUUUGUCUGAUUAUGUAUAAGCGCUAGUUCUGUUCAUUCGCAUGAUUAGGUCAUGAAACUUGGUUGCUAUUUUAUUUUUUAGUUUGCGAUUUCCCCAAAAAUUUUCCCAAGGCCUACUGUUGUAUCAUGCUCUAUACUAACUAAAACAAUCAGCAGAACAAUUCCUUUUAUUUACUGAUUUUUGUUUAUUGUUGUCUUUGAUAUCCAUUAUACAGUAUUCAGUUUACUGUGCAUUCUUAGACUCUCAUUUCAAAACCAUAUCGAAAAUCCAUCACUAUAAAUAGCUGCUGAAAACUACGGUCUGAAUUUAGUAAGAUUCUUUUUUUCUAUUUUUUUUUCCCAUGUAGGAGGGUAAGUCAGUGUGAUUUCUAAAAUAAAGAAAUAAACUUUGAUUUAUAGGA
Clarias gariepinus (North African catfish) is the source of this 1746-nucleotide messenger RNA. It is a transcript of the gene cdca5, whose product is annotated as cell division cycle associated 5. Bases 193 to 996 code for a protein of 267 amino acids. NCBI's taxonomy places the organism in Eukaryota, Metazoa, Chordata, Actinopteri, Siluriformes, Clariidae. The transcript is spliced from 5 exons. The record is from RefSeq and is a predicted model, not a curated record.